Molecule: messenger RNA, 3464 nt
Organism: Metopolophium dirhodum (rose-grain aphid)
Lineage: Eukaryota; Metazoa; Arthropoda; Insecta; Hemiptera; Aphididae
Product: protein grindelwald-like
Exons: 5
Coding region: 388-1233 (281 amino acids)
Source: RefSeq, a predicted model, not a curated record
CAGUAACGACAACGUCGACUCGGAAAAAGGUGAGUCACUCGGCCGCGUCGCGUGUGUGUAUACCUGCGCAGGUUGCCCGGCGAGCGACAGCGGCAGCGGCGGCGGAACACCCGCCGCCCGGUGGGGGAGUACCGAGCGUAGCGGUCGUGGUGUGUAUGCACACGCGAAAACAUUCCUCUACAACUGCUACGCCGCUGUCGCCGCCGCUCGUACCGCACGACGAUAUAGUAUUAAUAAUAAUAAUAUUAUGGUUCGACGGGCCUUUGGCGGGUUCCAUCCGACGACAGGUUACCUCCACGGCACCGCGGUACCGCAGCCUCCGUCAUUGACUGGAGCAGCCGUAGAACGUUAGUGAUAUUUAAUUGGAUUGCAGUCGUAGUCGUUGCCAUGGCGGGCUUGUCGCUAAGGAAGCCGUGCGGCGAGAAGGAGUGCCCCGAGUACCACAUGUGCCAGGCCCACGAUCUCCAGUGCUACCCGUGCCAUUCGUACUGCAACGAGACUUCGCACAAUUUCGACGUCAAAAUAUGCCAACAACAGUGUCAAGAUUACAUACACGACUAUGUGAAGCAUUACGUCAAGGAUAGUAACAUCCAAGAUGUGCUACAAGAGUUGGAGACCCUGAAAACGUUGAUAAUUUGGCUGACGCUGUUGGUGGUCGUCGCGAUCGUCUUGAUGUCCGUCAUGUUGGCGUUCGUAUGGAAACGCGAGAGGAAGAUACCGAAGCUCAAGAACGGAGGGAAGGAUUCGUAUUUCAAAAAAAAAUUGGCUUUCUUAAAGUUCAGGAACAACACGGUUAACACGGUGAGCGAGACGGUGGACAACAAACCAUGGACGGUGGCGGCGGCGGCGACGUCUAUGAUGGCCGCGCACACGACGACGGACGCCCCGAAGACGUCGUCCGCAAGCUCGUCGUCCGGCCACCGGACCAGCCGCACGACCGUCUCGUCGUCGUCCACGUCGUCGACCGACAAGCUGCCCUGCGAGGACGCCACGCUCGUGACACAGGAGUUCACCGGCUACGACAACCUGGGGCUGUGCAAAGUGUCGCCCGUGCUGAGCAAACCGACGGCCACGGCCACGAUGAAGAUGUACGGCGCGACCGACGUGGACCUGCUCCACCGGUACUCCCCCGUAGCCCCGGCCCGCAGCUCCGGCCUACCGCAAGUCACCGUCGUCGCCGAUACGAUGACGCCGUCGGAUUGGGAAAUGUUCGACGGAACGACGGCCACAUGAUGGUCGAAGAAACGAAAUGCCGCGGGGUACAACACCCCCGUGCCACCGAUAAUAUUAUAAUAUACCAGCCAAGGUUUGUAGACAAUAAUAUUAUCUUUUAAAUAUUAUUAUCUACCGUCCUUGACUUCCGGCCAUGUUUUUGUUGUUGCUGGUUGUGUUACACCGUGUCCCACGUAAACGCGACGGGUGCCAACGAUUUCUAUUCGAAAUGCGAUGAAAUACAAGCCCGUCACGUUCACAUUCGUCGCGUUUACGUGUCGGGCACGGCGUCAUUCCGCCACGCGUACGAUAUUUCGGCGGUGUAAGGUUCAGCGGAAACUCAUCGAAGAAACGUGACCCAUAUACAUCGCAGGACUUGAUCAUAUUUAGAGACUUCAUUGGAUUUCGCUCACAUAAAUGCAUUUUUUUUUUUUUUUUUUAGAGAGAGAGAGACAGUGAGAAAGAUGUAGCGUUUAGACCUCUGCUUAGCGGUGUGAGAGACUCCAAAAAUCGAUAGGGUAGUAAUUUUGAAAAUCUCGUUUUUGUGUACAAUAUUUUUAUAUCGAUACAAAGUUUUGGCGUAAUCAGCUCACACGCGCACAUAAUGUGUAUAACGCGUUAAUUGUAGUUUUUUCGUGUUUAUUAUCAUUCGUUCAACUGUUAUGUUAUUAUGUUGUUUUUUUUUUUAAACGAACUGCGCACAGUAUUAUCGACGACGCGCGUAUCGCGGUCCAAGUACUUAUAUUAUAAAUGUUCCCGUUGCCGUUAGUUUUUUUUUUUUCAAACUUUCUUCCUUCAAUAAUACGUAUAGGAAGUAGAUAUAAGUAUUAUAUUUUGUAACCAUAUAUACCAUAUUAUUAUGUUAUGACUUUGUUGUAGAUACUUAGGAGUUAGGGUAUACAGGUAGAUAGAUAAAUGAUAUUAUAAUAAUGUAAAACGCGCGUGGUAAGCGCGUUAGCGAUUAGUGUAUAAGUUAGUUUUAGCGUGCUAUGAGGAGGAUGAAAUAAACCUUUGAUCAGUGAACCCCGUCCAAUAAACUUUACAGUUUUUAGAUAACUUUACGCCGCGCUCGUCCACGUCUAUAUACGUAUUUAUAUGUAUAUGGACGCACUGUCGGCGUAAAGUUGUAGUUUGUCGUCAAACGCAUUUCGUUUGACGUUGUACAUAAAUAACUCUUAUAAACGUUUUUUUAUGAUAUAAAAAAAUCAUUUUUUUUUUUUUUAAAUAUUAUGUUUAAUAAUACCUACAUUUCGUGUUGUACAGUAGAAUAUAAUAUACAUUAUGAAAUAGAACCUUUGAGUAUAAUAAUUAAUAGGGGGGGGGGAGUGGCCGAGUGGCAGACAACAGCUGUCUGAUCGCCCAAUCGGCGGGCAUGGCAGAAACCUACGGGCGCCCAAACGGAAAAUCUGGCAAAUAUAGGCCCUCGGGGGCUACUCCUGCCCAUUUAGCGAAAAAAAAAAAUAAAUAAUAAAUAUAUUGCAAGUAUAUGCAACCUAAAUGUAUAUUUUACGUUACAUUAAUAUACUCAACGGUAGAGCGUUUAAUGUUGUUUAAACUUUGCGAGACUUUGAAUAAUAUAUUAUAUUAUGUAUAAUUUUAGUUUCCACAGCACAGAUGAGCGUUGUUGAAAUUUGUGUAUUUAUAAUAUCAUAGAUAUGCAUUACCUGUAUUAGUAUUACAAUACAUAUUAUAGUGGUUAAGUUGAUAUUUUAUCGUAGGCACGUACUAUAUCGUUUAAAACCGAGACAAUCAUAUCAUAUUAUACUUAAGUAGAGAUAUAUUAUUGUUAGGCGUGGAUUAUUAUCUGUUGUAGGUUAACCUAGAUAGAUACUCGUAUCUCGUAUAAUAUAUUUGAGUAAUGUUAUACCGUAGAAACAAACUUGAUUAGAAUAUAUUAUAAAUAUAAUGUUUGUAAAAAAACAUGUUCAACACAUUAUUUAUUAUUAUAGAAUAUAUGUUUAACUUUGUUGUGGAUGUACAACGGUUUGCGGUUGUCGUGCAAAGUGUAUCGAAAAGCAAUAAUUACAUUUAAGCAUAUUCUGUAAGUACGUGUAUGACGUAUUUUUUUUUAAAAUUUUUUUUUCUCCUUGCGGCACCCGAGUCGGUGUCUAUUUUUACAUGUCUCAUUAUAUUACCAUAUAAGUGUAUCGUUGUAUUACGACAGAACAAUCUGUUCCUAUUUAUUUCAUUUUUGUACGAAAAAAAUUAUCACGUGAUGAGAAAAAAAUUAUAUUAUGUUGCAUAUUUAUAAA